Messenger RNA from Saxophila tyrrhenica, 3771 nucleotides. RefSeq lists its product as uncharacterized. The transcript has a single exon. Gene Ontology annotation, biological process: base-excision repair. The record is from RefSeq and is a predicted model, not a curated record. NCBI's taxonomy places the organism in Eukaryota, Fungi, Ascomycota, Dothideomycetes, Mycosphaerellales, Extremaceae. Gene Ontology annotation, molecular function: catalytic activity. Bases 1 to 3771 code for a protein of 1256 amino acids.
AUGGCGAAGCGCAAACGCUCAGAGACAGAGGGCGUAGAAGCUACAGAGGGCGCUCAGAAGCUAUCAAGAGCCCAAAAAAGGUUUAGAAGAGAGUCCAAAGGAAGUCCGCCACCGCAAGCCUCAGAGAAUGGCCGACACUCGACUGCAGGAAGCAGGCCGGCCGGUGGAGCUGCCAACCACGCAAACCCAACGGGUCCGUCUGAUCAAAAGGACACUGGAGCCGCUAAGAAGCGCUCGAGGAAAAGGAAACAGCGCAAGGCUUCGAAGGCUUUGAAAGCAACUUCCGACCAGAGCGUGCCCGCCGAGAAGGCUACAACGACCGGCGCCGUCGAAGGCACGCCAUCUAUCACGCACAGUCACAUCCUGAUGCCAGAGGAAAUCCAAGGUGUUACACCACAAGCUCCCAAGGACCUCAGCAAAGGCCAAAGGAAGCGUUGGAGGAGAGACCGGCGGAGAUCAGAGCUGUUCGCAUCUACUAGCCAACACGACAGUUCUGCAGGCCAAAAGCCACCUAAGCUAUCAAGACGGAAGAAAUCGAGAGCCGAGCAUGGGAUCAGCGAGGGCUUGGACCGUGCCGCUCUUCUUCGGCUCGCCACUACGCGGCUGGUGCCACUGAAGGCCAAGGAGUGGAAGGACCAUGGAGAAGGGCCAGCUCGACAAUGCGCCGAGGAUAGUACGCCAGAGUUGGGAGCUGCAUCUCGUCCAUCAAGCCGCUCAUCACCUUCAUCAGCUUCCAUACCGUCUGGGCCGGCGCCAAGGUCGGCAGAGCGGGUUGCUCCUCAGAGCGACCCAAAGCCGCCUAAGACAAACUCUGUCAGCUCACGCGGCGCAUCACCAUCAGCUUCCAGUUCACGGCAUUCAAUACCAGAGUCGAUACCGAAGGCGACACCAGCAGAAUACAAGCAACUGCAACGGCUGCAGCCUCCUCCGCCGGCAGCUGUGAGCUUUCGGACCACUUCUGUCAGCUCGAAGCCCAACAGCGUCCCUUCUCAGCUUGAGGACUCGGAUGUGAAAGCGGCAUUCAGGCGGUUCAGCGCUUUCGUCAAUGGUGGAGAUUCAGAUUCCAGUGAUGAUGAGAGCGAGAAUAGUGAGAGCGAGUCAGAGGAGGAGCCACGCUCACAGGCAGUACCUGCGAAGCCAGCAGAUGGAAUACGAAAUGGUGGUAGGCCCAGCUCUUCAACAGCUAAUAAAACACCGGAUGUCUUCACCGAGACCGCCUUAAGGAAUAGGAUGGAAAACGCUUCAGACAGUUCUCUCGCUACACAACCACAGCAGCAAACCAGAACUCUUAAGCCUUCGCAGCUUGACGGAGAUCAGUCAAUUGAGGUCGAUACAGACCAGGGCAAUAAUCGUGAAAGGAUUACCGUUGCCGACAAUAAGACCGCUGCAGCGGACUCGCAGCAACGACGCACCGCUGGCGACGACACAAUUAAUUCUGCCGGCAUCACUGAAUCUAGCGAGGAUGAGAGCGAAGGCGAGAGCGAUGCUGGUGCAGCAGAGACGCCUCCUCGCCCUAUCUCGAAGGAUGAACAGUCCUCCGACGAAGCGAUGACACUUCCCAACGGUGUGAGCUCACAGCUCGCUCAAGCAACAUCAGCACCCAACUCCUCCUGGCCAGCCAACGUCGGCAUCAAACGACAAGGCUCUUUUUUAGGCCUGGAGACUGGUGGGGCUCCGUCAGGGACUGGUUCAGCUCAUCGAGCCAGUAAGAUCUCAUCGCCCUCACAGCCAGAUCCUUUCGAUGUCACCGAAGCAGACGCUGAUGCAGCGCUCCUAGCUCUGGACGAGGUUUCGGAAGGCAUGCUCACUGCUACCAGGCCGCUCCCUGCAAGUAAGUUUGAUUCGCCGCCGGAGCCUGUUCAAUUGGAAGGGACAAAACUUAUGGAUGUGGAUUCUAGUGAUCGACGUUGGAGCCGUGGAAUGGUAGAAGGAUUCUGGCAUUUCAAAGACGCUCAGAAAUUGGGUCCGGCGUUGCCUGUCUCUGUAAUAUGCAAUGCUGCGCGAAUGGUGGAAGACGAUGUCGACACUGCCGUGACGGAUUCAUUCUACGUGAAUCCUGCGACAUCCGAGAGCAGCAUGGGCGAGAACAUCAAUGUUGCUAUGCAUGGCCCAGCCGGGAGCAACUCCGACUCAAGUAGUCCGCUCAGCAACUUCAGUCGAACACCUACGCCGCCUAAUCCCGUGGCGCGUUCCGAGCCUCCUCUAAACGACCUCGCACAUCAAAUUCCUGUCCGCGAUCGUACUGAAUCCGCCGAUGACACUAUUGCGGUCCAGUCUGUGCCAAAGAAGAAGCGCAAGAUGACUGGCACGACUAGCAAGCACUUUUCACCAGAGAAGAAGCCUAGGCGAACGACGGCGCCUGCUAUUGUCAGCGUAGAGCAAACACUUGACGCCGGAGAUGAGGAGAGAGAAGCAAAGAUGACUCCAUGUGAAGAAACUUCUGGAGCAGUAGACAUGAUGAAGUCUACUUUCAGUGCACGACCAGCGAUCCGAAGACGUCGGGCGCCACAGGCCGCGAAAUCAGCAACACGUCGACACAGCCAGCCAGUGCCGGCGGAGGACCCGGAUCAGAAUCCAGUAGUCGAAGAUGCUGCUGCCAACAUCUGCGUCCAAGAACCUUCACAGGCAGAGCCAUCACCGACCCCCACCACUCCCACGCCCGUCAAGCCCAAGAAAAAACGCAAAUCCACUGGCAAGAAAAGCACCUACUUCACCCCACCCAAACCCCUCCUCGACCCCACCCUCAUCGACCGCGUCGACUUCUACAACACCACCGCCUCCGGCCGCAAAGCCCGUGUCCCCGCCGGCACCUCCAUCGCCCCCAUUCCACCCAUCAGCUGUCCCUACUUCGGCAUCAUCCAGGAGAAACUCUGGCGGGAGCCAUUUUGGCUCCUCAUCGCUACCACUUUCCUAAACAAAACGACCGGAAGAGCCGCGGCGCCGGUUUUCUGGGGGUUGAAGGAGCAGUACGGAACUCCUGAGGGAUUGGCGGAGGCGGAUGAGGAGGAGUUGAGGGGGUUGGUUUGGAAGUUGGGGUUGUACAAAGCGAGGUCGAGACGGUGUAUUGAGAUGGCUAAGGCGUGGGUGGAGAAGCCGCCGGUCAAGGGGACGAGGUGGCGGACGUUGCAUUAUCCGGCUAAAGGCGAUGGGAGGGAGUUGAAGAAGCGGGCUCUGAUUGAAGGGGAUGCGGUGGAGGUGGAAGGGGGGUUGGAGAUUGGACAUGUACCCGGGUGUGGACCGUAUGCAUGGGAUAGUUGGAGGAUCUUUUGUCGGGAUGUGGUGCGGGGGGUUGCGGAGGACUAUAACGGGAAGGGCGCGAGGGUCGGAGAGGGUGGGGAGGUGUUUGAGCCGGAGUGGAAGAGGGUUUUGCCGUUGGAUAAGGAGCUGAGGGCUUGUUUGCGGUGGAUGUGGUUGAGGGAGGGGUGGAUUUGGGAUCAUGAGACUGGGGAGAAGAGGGCGGCGACUGAGGAGGAGAUGGAGAAGGCGGUGAAGGGGGAGAUGGAGUUUCAGGAUCCGCAGGAGAGAAAGUUCGCUGCGCAGGCUGCUGGUGCGGAGGCUGUGGAGACUAAUACUGUUGUUGCUGAUGGGCAUUGGAAUGAAGUUGAAAAGGAACAGCAGCAGCAGCAGCAGCAGCAGCCGGCCUUGGAGAUGGAUGGCGAAGGAUCGGUCACGGAUGCGAGCAGCAACAUUGUCGUUGUUCAAUCUACGCCUGCUGCUGAGACCAAGUCUGUCAGACGUAGCCGACGGUUGACAACAUCGGAACUCAGUUGA